UACAGAAGUUGAAGAAAACGUAGCACUCAGAAAUAUUGAAUAUAUAAAACGAGAAAGAGAUAACUAUAGCAACAUGAAGUUUCUAGUAGUGAUUAGUGUUUUGGUGAUCCUGACGCAGUGUUCGGCGAAAAACAUUAAGAUCCCCCUUCGUCAUCAGUUAAAUCAUCAUUUGGGUUACGUUAAACCCGAAACCCGCGUGGUUGGUGGCGUGGAUUCCCCCACUGGCUUCGCUCCCUACCAGGUGUCCAUUAUGAACACCUUUGGCGAGCAUGUCUGUGGUGGCAGUAUACUCAAUGAAGAGUGGAUCCUCACCGCAGCCCAUUGCAUGGAGUGGCCCAUUCAGUUUCUGAAGAUCAUCACCGGCACCCUGGACUUCACGCACCCUGGAGCGGAGUAUUUGGUGGACAAAUCGAAGGUCCAUUGCAGUCACGACAAGCCGGCCUAUCACAAUGACAUUGCCCUGAUUCACACGGCCAAGCCCAUUGUUUUUGAUGCACUAACUCAGCCCAUUCGUUUGGCCAGCAAGGGCAGUCUGCCCAAGGCGGGGGACAAGCUAACACUGACCGGAUGGGGCAGCACCAAGACCUGGGGAAGGUACUCCACCCAGCUGCAGAAGAUUGAUCUGAGCUACAUCGAGCAUGAUACCUGCGAGUCCAGCGUGCGAAAUGCCAACUGGCUGGGCGAGGGACACGUGUGCACCUUCACCCACGAGGGUGAGGGAUCGUGUCAUGGCGAUUCCGGCGGUCCCUUGGUGGAUGCCAACCAAACCCUCGUCGGAGUUGUCAACUGGGGCGAAGCCUGUGCCAUUGGCUAUCCGGAUGUAUUCGCUUCGGUGGCCUACUAUCAGGAUUGGAUCGAGGAGAUGAUGACCGAUGCGGGAACCGCCUGCUAAAGGUCCAAAAGUCACCCGAGGGGGUACAAAAUCCAAAAACCGAACAAAAAUAGCAUCGGCCAUAUAAUGGCUCCUGCCUAUUGAACAAAUUAGCUCGUAAAUUUUAUCACUCAGGUAUCAUAGAUAUCAUAAAUUAUUUAUGAACAAAUAAAUGAGCAAUUACGCUUCACUUUCUAAGUAAAAA
Messenger RNA from Drosophila subpulchrella, 1076 nucleotides. RefSeq names its product chymotrypsin-1. Gene Ontology annotation, molecular function: serine-type endopeptidase activity. The record is from RefSeq and is a predicted model, not a curated record. The transcript has a single exon. Gene Ontology annotation, biological process: proteolysis. NCBI's taxonomy places the organism in Eukaryota, Metazoa, Arthropoda, Insecta, Diptera, Drosophilidae. Bases 74 to 892 code for a protein of 272 amino acids.